Scatophagus argus is the source of this 5077-nucleotide messenger RNA. It is a transcript of the gene ubtd1b, whose product is annotated as ubiquitin domain containing 1b. The record is from RefSeq and is a predicted model, not a curated record. The coding region runs from base 705 to 1430 and encodes 241 amino acids. Gene Ontology annotation, molecular function: protein binding. Lineage: Eukaryota; Metazoa; Chordata; Actinopteri; Scatophagidae. The transcript has 4 exons.
UUAGCUUUAACGCUAGUUACCUUUUACCAGCAGAAAAGGAAGUAGCGCCGGGGGGGAGUUAAAAGGAAAACAGUUUGCAGACAGCGUCAACCAGUUGAAGUGGUACACCGAGGUCUGCGGGGCAGUGUAAUUAUCCAUUGCGUCUGUAAAAAACUCAGUGUAGGGGAAAAUGAUCGCAAGUGCGCCGAAGUUUGUGUUUCCUGAUGUUGAGGUAGCUAGCUGGUUGGCCCUGUUAGCUUGUUAGCGAUGAAGGUGCGUGCUGUUUGGACAGCCGUACAUCAACAUUUGUGACUGACCCAACUUAACAGGCAAGUUAUCGUUGUUCGAUAACGCUACAUUUACAACUAAAAACUGUUUGGCAGAUAAGGUGGUGGUAUGCUGGUUUAGCUAUCAAACUCUUAUAACGUUAAUGCGGGCCAGGCGCUUUGAAUCUUGUGAGCUCGUGUUAAAUACGAUCAGUGCUGAUACUUAAAGAGAGAAGACUCACAUUGAGCCACGAUCUUACAGGUAUAGAUCAACUCAACGCGACAAAACAUCAGGCGCUCCCGUCUUUACCACUACGGAUGCCCAAUCAGGUCUAUCAGGUUUGCAACGUUGGACCUGGGAGCAGUCCUCUUCGUCGGACGUAGUUCAUCUUCCUUGCCCGUAAUGGGCCCUCUGUUCAGCUAGGAGGACGUGUGGAAACGAUCUACAGCCCUCCAACCAUGGGAGGAUGUGUGGGGAGAUACUGGGAUGGCUGGGAAGACACACAGAGCCGAGGCUCGUCCAGGAACGGUGGCCGAGGAGCACGUAACGAGCCCCUGAAGAAAGAUCGUCCCAAGUGGAAGAGCGACUACCCGAUGACAGAGGGCCAGCUAAGGAGCAAGCGAGACGAGUUCUGGGACACAGCGCCAGCCUUCGAGGGCCGCAAGGAGAUCUGGGAUGCCCUUAAAGCUGCAGCUGUGGCCCUGGAAUGUAACGACCACGAGCUGGCUCAGGCCAUAGUGGACGGAGCCAGCAUCACGCUGCCACACGGUACUCUCACAGAGUGUUACGACGAACUCGGGAACCGCUACCAGCUGCCCGUCUACUGUUUGGCUCCACCGGUGAACCUUAUCUCAGAGCGCAGCGAAGAGGACCCCAGCGACAGCCCCGAACCCCCUGUAGCACCCAAGAAAGAAUUCCAGCUCAAGGUACGGCUCUCCACAGGCAAGGACCUGCGCCUCAGCGCCAGCAUGGCCGACACCAUAGGGCAACUGAAGAAGCAGCUGCAGGCCCAGGAUGACAUUGAUGCUGCCCACCAGCGUUGGUUCUUCUCCGGGAAGCUGCUCACGGACAAGACUCGGCUGCAAGAUACUAAGAUCCAGAAGGACUUUGUCAUUCAGGUCAUUGUCAACCCACAAGCCCUCCAAGCCCAACCCACCACCACCUCGUCACCUGCAUCUGAAUAAUGAGGACACAGAGGAUGGAUGGAGGUGUGGUGCAGUGGGCAGUGAGGACAGAGGCACACACAAAAGGACCAGAGGUGGUUCAUUGCUGCUGGAUAACUGGUUAGCUUUUUGAGAACAGCUACUGUUGCUGAAAUAAAAUCAAACUGUGGAGAUACAAAACUACUUAGGAGCAAAAACAUGAGGGAGAAACUCAAAAGUGCUGCUUUUGUUCAUCUAUCAUGUGUCAUUGUAUUUCCUGGGUCUGCUGGGUUGUUCUCCAAGUGAACCCAGUCUUUAUGUCCCUGUGUCCUGUGGGACUCAACAUGCUGGUGUGAGGGCUUUCAGUCACAUGCAGAAUAUGCACAUCAUGCUGCACAUGCAGACUCUGCCUCUGCUCUUGUAUCAACACUAAUGCUAACCAAGUGCCAUUGGAUGAAAUGCAGAGGUGUUGUGUUGGUUCUGAAGAAGCACAUGUCUGCGACGAGGCCCCCGGACUCUGCACUGCAGUCCUUUUCUCCUCCGCAGAAACAGGAGGGGCCGGCAGAGAAUGACAUACUGAACACCUUUUUUCUUUUCCUUUUUCCUUUCUCGUAUUGAGGAAGUAAUGUAAACUGAGCUUUUUUUGCACAUUUGAAGAUUAUUACAAUACUUUUGUGGUAGUUUGUGUGCCUUCUACAAGAUGAAACAAAAAAGGGUUAAAGUCCUGAAAGAUGCUAGUUUUAUUGCUAGGCUAAGACUUCUGGAUUUUAUUUUUAGAUUCAGGAACUCUUAGAUCAAUCCAAGCUGUAACUGCUGCCUUUUUUUAAAAUGAUCACAUGAAUCUUGCAGACAAAACCGUAUGUGUGUGUGUGUGUGUGUGUGUGGCCCAUAUGAUAUGUUUCAAUUUGAUGUAGCUCACAGAGACAAGAUUGUUUCUCCCCCCCUGUAUAAUUAUUAGCUUUGCAGUCCACCACAUCAGGCUAUCUGGGGAAAGAAAAUUCCCAUGGUCUUUAAAGCUGCAUUACUGACCACUUAAAGAUGCCCAGACCACUAUGGGGUGGCGACACAGCCCUGAUGUACUUGGCUCAGAUGCUUAGGGCUGUUUGUCAUUUAUCUCGCUACUUGAUGAAUGUAAAUCCAAUAUUCACUCACCUUUUCAAGCUUGAUGUGGUUCAGGAAAUUCAAAGAAAAAUAUGUUGAUGAUGAUGAUGGACGUUGAACUUUCAUCUGUGUACAGUUUAUGUGAAAUGGCUGCCUACAAAUUACGUAUGUGGGAUUAGAAUUUAUGAGGAGUGGUGAACUGAAAACAGCUGAAGGCCGCAGAAAGCUGCAGACUCGGCUGUUGAUGCUCAGUGGGCGUGGCAGUACUGACAUCCUACAGGAGGUAGGAGUUUUAGUGUUAAUAUCAAACAUCUUGCCUUAAGGGACACUCCACUCAUUUAGACAUGUACGUGACAUGGUUCGUCCUACCCAGCCUGUGAAAACCAUUCUGUCAUCUAUGGAACAGUGGGAACUUUAUUGGGGCUAAGAAAGUUACCCUAAUGACAUUGUGGUAAUGUCAUCGAUGUUAUUUCACUGGAAACUAAAGGUGCUGAGCUUUAAAGGUAUGGGCAUUAGCAGUGAGCGAGGCUCUAACUUAAGACGCUCUCCUGAUGCAUUAUGGAAAUUUUUUAUCUAUCUCUCAAGUUUCUGGAAAUAAAAUACUAAAUCAUGGGAGUGUCCUUUAAUCAGCUGUAAGUCACACCUGCUUGGAUGAGUGAUAGUGCUCACUUUUUUUUUCUUUUCUUCCUGACAAAACAAAGCAAAUUAAACCAUUUUUAGCUGUGUUAUACUAACAUACUGUUAGCACUGUACUACUGCAUGGACAUCAGACUUGUGUUUUGUCCGGAGGGCAAAAGGAGUGACACUGUUAGUAACAACUCUCCAAACAUUUUGUGAUUGUCUUCUGCUGGCUCACUUGAGCAGAAACAUCAACAGCUUUUAUGAUUUUUAAACAGCUGCCGGAUGAAUUGGUAGAGCAGUACCAGCGUUUUGCCUUUGUAUUAAAGUAUAGCUGCAGUAACUCUGACUAAUCAUUGUUCAUGCUCUGAUGUUUGUCUCUCAAUGGAAAAGAACAUCCUGCUUUGUCACCAGCCGCAGCCGGUUUGUCGGCCACAAACAAGCUAUCCUUGAAUUUAUGCUGGUGGCUUGUGGCUGUUAGGUCUGAAAGUCUGAGUGGUAGAAACGCUGUGGCUACAUUCACACUGCGGCUUAAAUUGCACUGUUUGGUUACAUCCCAUAUCGCACGUGACAAAUCAGAGAAAUCCACAGUUCCCGUGGAUCACAUUGACAUGUGAUUUACUUUCAUAUUUAAGAUUAAGUUUCGAAUUUUAAUUCUUGGACAUUAUAGGUUUAACUACAUGGCAGCUUUUUUGAGGAGUGUGUUGGCAUGCAAGGCAACAUGACUCAAUGGAUGCAGUUGGAGGACUCUAGAGGAGGACUUCAGUUUAUAUGUACGGAAGCAAUAAAAUGCUGUUAAGACGAGUAACUGAAUACUUUAUUGUGAUAUUUAACCAUUGCUCAAUGCUUUUGUUAAAUACCACUGAAUUUAUAGCACCGGGAUGUUUCUGUUUGAAAGCAGUGGGAGGUGGAAGGAGGCCUGUGCUAGCGGGAUGACUCGGAAAUAAAAAUAUAUAUUUAAUAUUUGAUGUAUUUGAGUACUAGCAUGUUAGCAGACCUGUAGACUCUUGUUAAUCUGCAAAAAGACAAACUGAACAACUUGAAUACUUUUUUGUGAAAAUAUUGGACCCUUUUUAACGAUCAAUUUGUGAACAGUAUUGAAUUUGCACAACUUGAGCCUACAAGACAUUUCUUAUAGAUGAAUUCAGACCGCGUGUAUUCUGUCCCAGAGAGGAGAUAUGCAAAAAUCCCACUGCACUGCCUCUUUGCAUCGCUGUUACUCACAGGUCAUGUUUGUGUCAGAUUUGGGUUAAUUCCCAAAACAGAUAGUCAGGCAGUUCAGAGGUUAAGGCUCAAAACCUGCUUCUUGAAUGUAGCUUGCAUUGUUUGUGUGUCCUGGUAGAAAUCUCAGAGUUCUGGAUUUUCUGUUUUUGUCCAGCCUAACGGUCGUCUACAGCUUGAUGAGCUUUGUUUUCAUUCACCGCUCCUGUCACACAAUUCUCAAGCAGUAUGAUCAUGGAGGGAACCAAACUGAAACCAUCAGUGUGAGGCCUUACUGAGCCACAGCUCACCACAUCAAGAAAAUGUUUUCUUUUAAAUACGAAUUUCUUUUCUCUCUCUCUCUUUUUCUUGGUUUCUCUUCUAUCUAUCCAGUUUCAGCUAAUCACAGUCACACUUUGUUUUGGCUUUUCUUCUAUCAAGGGUUCUCUUGGGGAUAUUUGUUAAUCAUUGUAAGCAAACUUGAAUAAGCAUUUUUCUCUGUAUGUGCAAUACAAUAGACAUAGACCUCAUGUCAUUGUUGUUUUGUCCUUCUGACUCUACAGAUUUCAUAGAGCAUCAGCUAUUAGUAUUGUCAAAGACACGUCAGUGCAGGUACAAGCCUGCUAUAAUCUGAUGUCUCUGUCAGUUGUUUCAAAUGUUCAUAUUUGUCAAUUUGAAAAUGUAUUCUAAGCUGUCGCCUUGACUGUUCAGAUGGGCUGUCUUACCUUUUCACAGAGGAAAUAUCGAAACAUUAAAAAAUGCCUACACAA